GGCGACAACAUGCCUCGUAGACGGACCUAGAGGGGUGUCACUAGACAAGUCACCGAGAAGACAGUUUACCAGUUUUAACGACAGGGUCAACGAAGGAACAAGAGUGGUCUUAACACAAGUUUUAAAGUUUUUUUUUGACAGUGAAAGAUACAUUUUUAUUGUCCCGCUACGUGAAGGUGUGUGAGUGGGUGUCCGGUUUCCCAGUCUUGAGGGAUUGCGAUGCCCUCUGACUUUAUCUCCCUUUUCAGCGGGGACCUCGACCUGAAUCCUCCCAGAGCCUUCUACUCGAAAGAAUCAGCCUAUGAUCUUCUUCCUGGAAAGCUACAGUUAUCCUCCACUCGACAGAGCCUGAAAGUCAUGAGUCAAAAGAGUGGUGGAGAGGCCGGGCCUCCCCCUUCAGCAGCUGUAGCUUCAGAUGCCAUGUCCUCUUCUAUGACCAUGGAGGGUCCCCGCAGUGCUUUUCCCACCUCUUCCAGCUCCAUCAUUCAUUCCAGUACAUCAGCCAGUGACCAGAACCUGGCUCACUGCGGCAAUGUCGACCCAGACGACAUCAGGAGUAGCAGAGCUGGGCUGGAGGUUGUCGGAGCAGAAAGUGGGAAUGGUAACGGCAGCAGCGGAGGUAACUGCAGGGGAAGCAGCGAGAUUACUCCAUCUAAGCGCCGCACUGUACUGAACAUCUCUCCACCUCCACAAGACCUGUUUGAUGACAGCCAGAUGUCCUGCCAGGGUGAAGCGUCUUUAGACUCCGAGCAGAGUAACAGCAUCUGGAUGGAUGACUCUCUCUCCAACUUCAGCAUCAUGAGCACCGUCUCUUACAACGACAAUACAGAGGUGCCCCGAAAGUCUCGCAAGCGUACACCUCGCCAGAGGCCUGGUCCUAAGUCUGUGCCUACAGGGGAAGGCAGCAUGGACAUGUUUGAUGCAGACAGUGCUAAAGCUCCACACUUCGUCCUCUCACAGCUGGGACCUGACACCAAGACUGGACAAAAAGGAAGCUCUGAUGACCCUCCGACAACCAAACAGAAAGGAGGAACUCUUUUGAUUCAGCACCCACAGAAGUGUGAGGGGAAGGAGCUGAAGAUCCUUGUCCAGCCUGAGACGCAACACCGAGCCCGCUAUCUGACUGAAGGCAGCCGAGGAUCUGUGAAGGACCGCACACAGCAGAGCUUCCCAACCGUGAAGCUGGAGGGAGUGAAUGAGCCGGUGGUUUUGCAGGUGUUUGUUGGAAACGAUGCUGGCCGUGUGAAGCCUCAUGGAUUUUACCAGGCCUGCAGGGUCACUGGCAGAAACACUACGGCCUGCAAAGAGGUGGAUAUUGAUGGCACAACUGUCAUCGAGGUGUCACUUGAUCCAAGCACUAUGAUGACACUGGCGGUGGACUGUGUUGGGAUCUUGAAGCUACGUAACGCCGACGUCGAGGCUCGCAUCGGUGUAGCCGGGUCAAAGAAGAAGAGCACACGUGCUCGGCUGGUAUUUCGGGUCAACAUCCCCCGUCCAGAUGGUUCGGUGCUCACACUUCAGACUCCCUCAUCUCCAAUCCUGUGCACUCAGCCUGCAGGGGUGCCAGAAAUCCUGAAGAAGUCCCUCCACUGUUGUUCAGUGAGGGGUGGAGAGGAGGUUUUUAUCAUUGGCAAAAACUUUCUGAAAGAUACCAAAGUAAUAUUUCAGGAGAAUGUUUCAGAUGAGACUUCGUGGAAAGCAGAGGCUGAAAUUGACAUGGAGCUUUUUCACCAGAAUCACUUAAUAGUGAAGGUUCCUCCUUACCAGAGCCAAUCCAUCACCUCCUCAGUGUGUGUGGGGAUCUAUGUGAUGACAAAUGCUGGGAGAUCCCAUGAUGUUCAGCCUUUCACCUACACACCUGAUACAGCUAAAAAUGAUAUUCCUGUGAAGAAAGAGGCUCCCUCCCCUGUGAAGACUUGCCCAUUUGAUGAACAAAUUAAAGUUCUAGAUGGUGCCUUGAUACCUUCAUUGUUGCCGUUAGUGAAGAGGGAGGAUGUCACUCCGAUGGAGAUCAGCAACCUCCAGUCAUCAGGUGUAUUUAAGACUAAAGAUUUGUGUACAGCCCAGCAGAGCCCCGAUGGUACUGCAGGCCAUCUAAAUAAAAGCAGACCAUUCUCCAACAGCCUAUCUCAACCUGCAAGUGACUCUGAAAAAAGCCAGGCUACUGUUUUUACCAACACAGAGCCCUUAAGCACAAUCCAGAAACAGGACAUUGCAGCAACCAGUUCUUUUUCAGUGCCUGCUGACUCCUUGCUGCAGCAGAGCUCACAGCAGUUCCUCCUAGAGAGAGAGGGUCUCAGGCAGGAGAGGCCUGGCAGCGGCUCUGGAGCUGUGGGGAGGCUGUGUGGUGAACCAGCCCCUCAGCAGCAGCAGCAGCAGAUACCCCUGUUCCCCCCAGAUGAAGUGGCCCAGCUGGAGGAGGCUGUGCGGCAACUUAAAGCCAAAGGGUUCUGCAAUUUACCACUCCAGUCUGAUGACUCCUUGGCCAAACAGCAGCAACAGCACAUCCAGCACCAACAACAGAUCCAAAAACAGCAAAUUCAGCAGCAACAGCUUCAUCAGCAGCACCAACAGCAACAGCAACAGCAGCAGGUUUUGGAGAAUAUACAGCAGCAGCUGUUUCAGUCACAGAUUCAGAUGCAGUGUGGCAUGUUUCAGGAUGCUUCUCAAGGCAAGAACUCAGAGCAGCAGAGCUCAUCACAAGUAGUGGUGCCGAACCAGGGGACACUUUUCCAACAGGCCCAACAGCAGCAGCAGCAGCAGCAGCAGCAAGCAGCUCUCUUUCAGCAGGCGAGUGACCUGCUCUCAAUUCAGAACAACUUCCUUCAGCAGACACCCACACACCCUUCACCACCCAUGUUCCACAAUCCAACUUCACUGGCUGAAACACAAGAUCAACAGGGGGGGUUGUUUCAAAAAGCCUCCCAGGGGCAAGUCCAGGCCACUCUCUUCCAAAACACCAUGACAGUCCUGCAGUCUCCAGACCAGCAGCCCUCAACUCCUGGACUUUUCCUCACACAAAGCAGCAGUGCUCAGCAACAGCAACAGCAGCAGCAGCAGCAGCAGCAGCUGGCCUUCCUCACUGCCCUACAAACUCCUGCUCCUGAGCCACAGUCAGUAUAUCAGGCUCAGACCCAGCUCUCCCCCAUCCAGCAGAGAGGCCCUAUGGAACAGCAACAGCCUUCCCAGGCUCAGCCCCACACACAGCCAGCCCAGCAGGCCUCCCUGUUUCAGAACAUCUCCCAACAUCCUGCAAACACUCUCAGCUCAGGCCAGCAGCAGCAACAGCAAGCUGGAUUACUGUUCUGCAACAAUCGUCUGUCCUCUCCAGAUCAGACUUCCAGCCUCAUGUUCAGCAGCCAGGGCCAGAUGCCACCACUGACCAGCAGCAGUCUGGUUUCACAAGAGACCCAGAACCCUCCUCUGCUCUUUUCCCAAGCCAGCAUGGUGACUGUCAACCAGCAGGAUCGUUCUGAGCCAAUGGCCUUAGGCAACCCCACAGAUCCUCGACAGCAAGUCAUGUUUCAGGAGCAGCAGCCGAUGCAGCUGGGCAGCAGCUCAAAUAGCCGGCAGGAGCAGCCAGUGGGCCUUUUUAUGCCCCAGUCAAACAUAGCCUCUCUGCAAGGGGAGCUGGCUGCUCAGGAGCUUGCACAGUCAGCUAUGUUUGCCUCACAGAAUGGCGUGGCAAACCUCCAGACAACAACCUCCUCCCCUGUGCAACAGCCAGGGACUCUGUUUCAGACGGCUGUCAGCGGAAACAUCAAUCAGCCCAGCCAGCCACCACAACCAGGACUCUUCCUUUAUGGGAUUCAGAAUGAGUGCGGCCAGCUGAUGAACACUCCUGGAAACACCCUGUCAGAUCAGAUCAUAGCUAUCAGCCAGUCAGGUCAGAACCAAAGAGAGAGUGAAGCUCACAUCCAGUCCCUGCUCAGCCAGUCCCUGUCUCAGUCUGGGUCUGUACAGAACAGCAUGACUGCUUCACAGAACAUGGAGAAGAUUGACGACCUGCUGGUCAGCCUGCAGGAGUCUGGCAGCAACUUAACUCGCUCAUACUAACCUUAAUGCAGGUUCAAAGAUAUGUCUCGUAUUGCUCUAUCAAUCCUUUCUGGUGUCAUUGUUAAAUGUAGACAGAAUAGUCCAAAUACUGUCUGUUCAGUGCAAGCAGUACAAGAUUUAAAACUUGUCCUGCAUUAUGUGUUUAUAUGAGAACAAAAAAAAUACAAACACAAUUAAUUAGAAAAAGGAGCAAAAGUGUUAAACAUUGUCACGAGCCGCUUGCCUUUCGGAGGCGGUCUCUUCCCCUAAAAGCCCAUCAAUGAUGAUUCUCCAGACUGAAAUAAAUUAUGGCUUUUAUCGGACUAACAAGCAGAAAAUCCAGAAUCAACAGAGAUUACUCCUGGGAUUUGGUUUUGGAUUGCUCGGCCAAGAAAAGAGAGUUUCUCUUUUUGACUUCAUGACUGACUGGAUCACCAUUGUUGAAACAUGCAUUGUAUGAGACAAACAGUAACAUAAGGCCUUAUUUAUCAAUCUAAUAUGUGAAGUUUUGUGUAAAACGGUAGAUAUAUUGUCAGUAAUGUUAUGUGCAUCACCUUUCAGAUUGUUUGGUGUUUUAUAAAGUGUUCUCCAAAGUGUUGAGUGGUGCCCAUGAAUGGUGUGCCCUUUACUACUUUUAGUGUAUUUUUUUUUCUUGCCUUGAAUGUUCAGUGUGAGGUUUAGCAGGAACAAGUGGGAAAGACUUGGAAUGUUUGGUUGAAGAUCGUUACUGUUGACAAGGUUUGGAAUGGUACUCACCCAACAGUGCAGAAAGUGAAUGAAGAAGGUUAGAGAGGUUGAAUGAAGCAUGAGGAAGUAGUAAGAAGAAUUGCAAGAAUAAAUACAUUAUUUGAUAUGUUGCCACAACCAAGUGUGUAUCAUAAAUGUAGGUGCUUAUGAUUUAUUUUCUUUUUUUUUGCAGCGAGCUUGCACCUGAUAUUAUUACAAAAAAAACACUCUCUAGAUGUGACAAAAAGCCGACAAAAUGACUCUGGCUUUCUUUUUUUUUUUCUUUUUUUUAAAUGACAAAGACAGAAACUGCUCAGUGGGUUCAAAAUUUAAGAAAUGUGGCUCUUUUUUCCUCUCUACAAAAGGCUUAAUUAGGUUCACCAUAGACCUGUUUAGCCCCCCGUGCUAAUUAAUCAGCAUAAUUGUAGUUUAGCCAACAGCUGUGCCGUGAAGAUGGUCGCCUCCUGCUGUGUAACAUAUCUUUCAAUAUAACAGCACAUCUCCACCACUGUGUACAGAUAGCACUUUAUGAUGUAGGUUAGCAAACAUGUUUAGGCUAACGUUUAGUCUAAUCAUUCUAUCCAAACUGUGUCAGUUUGCUUCUUUUUAGGAUAUGUUCUCCUUUAAGUGCAUUACAAAGAGAAACUUGUUAAGAAAGCAUUGUAGUAAAUAUAUUAACAAUGGUUAGCCUUUUCUUAACAUAAAUCAUCAGUAAAUUAUGAUGCUGUUCUGUGUGGACACUUCACUCACUGAGGGUACAGCCCCACGAGAGGUGGUGUUUCUCCCCCCCUCAUUGUUUUCAGUGAAGAAGAGACACCUCUGUCUGUUGUUUCUCCAAAAUAUCUCUAUAUAGUGUAACAGUGCAUCUCAUUGUCAGCUGUGUUGCAAACUACUCCUUCCCAAAACACAAAACAUUAUUUAUUCCUGAAAACCAGCGUAAAUGUGGAUCAAGACAUUCAAGUCAUGUGAUAAUGUAUCAUCCCUAUGAGAGUACAUGCAUCUACGGUAGAGAGAGUAGGAUGUAUCAUAGUAUAUUGUUGUUUUUGUCAUAGAGAUGAGAUAAUUGUGUGUUUUGGUGUCAUUUUGAUGUCACCAUUCUGCGUCAGGCACGCAUGAACUGGAAUAGUAUUCUUAAACAAGCUCGAAACAAGCCUUUUUUUUAUACUAGUUUCAUGAAUGGGAUUGGUCUAGUGAAUGUCGAGGAGAGGCAAGAGUUUGCUGUCUACAUGUCACCCAUUUAAAUGUAUUAACAUGCAGGAACAGAUCUCUUUUUACAUGUCCUUCAAAUGUAAACUGAACACGUUUUCUAGAUUAAAGUCGAAAGUAUUUGUCUGCAGUUGGCCAGUGGCUUCAGGACCAAAGUUUGACUCAAAUCUCGCUUUGCAUUACUCCUGAUGACAGGCCAGUUUUAUGGCUUUAAGUUUCUUUAUUUCUGACUUGCAACUUUAAAAACUGUAAACUUUUAUUUGUCUCCUUAAGAUAUAUAUUUCCUCUUAAGGGACAAUGUCACAAUAUUAUUUCUUCUCUACUUCUUACUUUAUUUAAAAAAAAAAAAACAUGCUUGUCAUGUUUCAUUUCACUGUGUGUGCAUGAACAAGGGGCUGGUCUCUGAAGAUGACAGGAUGAGCUCAGUUUUAUGCUUCAGUUGUCGUAUUGUUUUGUUUGUUUAUUUUGUUAGAAACACAUUUAUAAGGUUACAUUUAUAUACUCUUUAGUUAAAUCAGAAACUGCUGUUUUUAUGAUGGAUUUUAUGUCACCUUGACUAAUGUGAUAUGUAGAAGUACGGUGUGUCCGUUUGAGUAGUUUGAGUCGUUUUGAAAGGGACCUUACUCCUGAAGGAAACCUGACUUUGGAGAAAAGAGCUAUCCGUGAUUUGCUUUUUUUCUACUUGUGAAAUAGAAGAACUCAGAUUUUAAAAAUAAAUCCCACAAAGAUAACACCGACUUAUCUUUCUUUACCUUCUGGUGUAGCUCCCAUGCCGCAUGUCAAAGAGGCAUAGCCUAUUUAUUUGGGUGUUGGUUCUUUUCAAAACUGUUCCCAUAACUUUCGAGUUGUUCUAACUGUAUUUAAUGACAGAAUGUGAUUUUGGUCCACUAACAUGCCGAUACAUUUUGUGUGAACAAGUGGUGAUGCCUUUCAAAGACAUUAUAAUAUUCCUUGGACACUCUAAAUAACGUGUUAACAUGAAUUUAUUCCUGUUCACAGUUACUCUGGUGAUUCUGAAAGGUUUAGGUGUAAUAAUACACACCUGAAUGUAAAUACCAUGUGCUUGUUCAAAGCUUCAAAUCAGAGCUUCAAGUCCUUUAUGACAAACAGCUGACAACAGGCCAAAAUGGCGCCAACCAGUUUAUACUGUCAAAAUCAAGAAAACAGGACCAAAACAGUUUCAGUAUUUUUACUAUGAAUAUAGUACUGAAUGUGAUUAUAAAGCAUGGCAGUAAAUGUCUUGCUUAGAUGCUGAAUGUUCUUUUAUUCACAUACUGGGGAGGUAAUUACUUUUUAGAAAUUACAGUUUCCUCGUGUGUUUUUUUUACAGUGUAACUAAAAAAUCUGUGAUCCAUUAUACAGUCACUUGUACUUUGUAGGGAAAGUUGAUAAAAAAAGUUCUCAUAUUUCCUAACAAUGUCUCUGUUUCCUGCAAUAGAACAAUGUGUGGUUUCUUGAAACAUUAACAGUUGAAUGAUUACCAACGAAUUGAGUCUAAUUAAGUUAAUUUCAAGAGUGUUCAAACAGUUGAUAUUUUCCUAAAAGGUCACUUUAUAUACCAGUAGAUAUUGUACAUGUGCCUUUAGGAGAGUUAUUUGUAAUACAACAGAUUCCUGUUUAUGCCCCACAUGAUGAGUAGUCCUCAUUAGAAAAUUUGAAGCCAUAAGACUUAAGUGUACUUUAAAUUCUCAUCAACAGUGACCAAGUUAAUGUGGUAUUGGUUGGUAAUGUGUUGUGUGCAAUUUAUGUCGUAUGUCUUACAUGUUUGAAGUAUACAUUGCAUUUAUGUUUUACAACGUAGAUGCAGGCAAAUUUUCUCUGAAACUGCUAUGCAGCUAAUAUACUGUAAAUGUAGAUUUGUUAGUUUUUCAAUAUAUAUAUUUUUCUAAAUAGCCUCUCUAAGGUAGAAAACCAAAGUAGAUGUUCUUUUUGUUAUUUAUGUCGAUGCUUGUUGAAAUAUUUCCUGAUGCCUUAGUUCUGCCUUUAAACGUUUUCUAAAUCCAAAACUGGAUCUUAUCACCUGUAUUAAACAUGAUUUUUUUGUUGUUGUUGAGAAAAGGGGGCAGUCAGUCUUCUUAUUCCCUCCUCUGUGUAUCCAAACUUACUGUUUACUGUCUGUCAAAGUGGUUCCUUAUCUUCCUGACUUCUCUCGAGGUCUCUAAAGCUACCAGGACUUCCUUUUUUAUUCAGACCAAUAAAUACAUUAAGCAUCCUUGAUUUGUUUAGUCUUGUCAUUUUGAAACAAUGAGAACUGCAAAUUCUACAAAAUACAAGUAAUCUUUUAUAAUAAAAAAAACAUGUGCUUCAAGAUUGAACCAUUCAUCGGUAAACAGACUAUUUUGCUCUUGAAAAUAGCAAGAGGAAAAUCUGUCCUCUUUUUAGAACAACUGUCUAUUACCCUGGGGGAAAAUCUUUCUAUAUAUUUGGCUUUUGUUGGGAUGUUUUUAUUUUCUUGCAAUUAUAUUUCUUUAAACUUGCUGCUAUCUGUAUUAAAUGAAAUACCUUUAA
This is a messenger RNA of Labrus bergylta (ballan wrasse), 8475 nucleotides long. RefSeq names its product nuclear factor of activated T cells 5b (gene nfat5b). The record is from RefSeq and is a predicted model, not a curated record. Gene Ontology annotation, biological process: regulation of transcription by RNA polymerase II; calcineurin-NFAT signaling cascade; cytokine production. Lineage: Eukaryota; Metazoa; Chordata; Actinopteri; Labriformes; Labridae. Gene Ontology annotation, molecular function: DNA-binding transcription factor activity, RNA polymerase II-specific; RNA polymerase II cis-regulatory region sequence-specific DNA binding; transcription factor binding. Gene Ontology annotation, cellular component: transcription regulator complex.